GUGGCGACGGUAUCAGGUCGAAACUAUCUAUAGAACUGGUACUUCAUAAUCUAUCUCUAAUCGGGAUGGCAGAUGAUAACGAAGAGCCACCUGCAGAAGACCCCAUUGAGCCAGCGCCCAUGGUGGAUGACAGCGUCCCCGCAGAGCGUAGCGGGCAUGUGGCAGUGACUGACGGAAGGAAGAUGUUUGUCUGGGGGGGUUAUAAGAAUGCUCCAUUUAGAGGGUUUCCUGAUUUUUACCUGCCUAAAGAUGAAUUAUGGGUCUAUGAUAUGGAAGGUGGAAACUGGCAGAGACUGAAAACUAAAGGUGACAUCCCUCCAUCUAUGUCUGGAAGUUGUGCUGUGUGUGCUGACCAGGUCCUUUACUUGUUUGGAGGACAUCAUGCACAAGGAAAUACAAACAUGUUCUACAUUCUCAACUUGAGUUCCAGAAAUGGAGAUUUGUUAUGGGAGAAGGUAGAUUGCAAGGGUGUUCCUCCAUCUCCAAAGGACAAGCUUGGUGUGUGGGUUUAUAAAAACAAGCUGAUUUAUUUUGGUGGAUAUGGAUAUUAUCAAGAGGACACAGUAGGAUCUUUUGAGUUUGAUGAAACAUCUUUUGGGAAUGCUGGUCUUCCUAGAGGUUGGAACAACCAUGUGCAUGUCUUGAACCUUGACACCUUUACUUGGAAUCGUCCUGUAAUUACGGGAAAAAGCCCCUCCCCGCGUGCUGCCCAUGCUUGUGCCACAGUUGGAAACAGAGGCUAUGUAUUUGGUGGCCGGUAUAGAGACUCUCGAAUGAAUGAUAUGUUCUAUCUGAACCUUGAUACCUGGGAAUGGCACGAAGUGGUAACACAAGGUAUUAAUCCUGUGGGAAGGUCAUGGCAUUCAUUAUCCCGAGCAUCAUCAGACAGUCUUUUUCUUUUUGGAGGCUUCACCACAGAUAAAUUACCUUUGAGUGAUGCUUGGAUUUACAAUCUCACUAGGAAUGAAUGGACUCCAUUUAAGAGCAAUCAUGCGGAUAAACCAAGGCUAUGGCACACAGCAUGUGCCAGUAAAGAAGGAGAGAUCUUUGUCUUCGGGGGUUGUGCCAACAACUUACUUGCACAUCAUAAAGCGGCCCAUAGCAAUGCCAUUUUAGUGUUUCCUGUGCAACCAAAGUCUCUUGUCAGGCUUUGUGUACAGACAAUAAUUGCGUUUAAGGAUAUGCUUGCAAACUCCCUGGAUUGUCUCCCAAAGCACUUGCUUCACAACGUCCAUCAACGAUUUGGAAGCGUUAACAACACCUGUGGAUCCUGAGAGAGCAAAUGAUAAUAUCUGAACAGCUGUAAAUAUAUAGAGGAUUAAUGUUGUGUGUAUUUUAGUACAUUUGCUUGUUUACAGCAAUUAGCGAUAAUCUAGUGUAAAUAUAUGUAUAAUAAAUGUUAUGAAUCAUC
Molecule: messenger RNA, 1411 nt
Organism: Bombina bombina (fire-bellied toad)
Lineage: Eukaryota; Metazoa; Chordata; Amphibia; Anura; Bombinatoridae
Gene: KLHDC2
Product: kelch domain containing 2
Exons: 13
Coding region: 66-1274 (402 amino acids)
Molecular function (GO): protein binding
Source: RefSeq, a predicted model, not a curated record